AUGUUCCAUACAUUCGAAGGGUUCGAAAAUCCGGCGGGCUCGACCGUCUCUCGGGGCCGUAAUGAACGCCAGCAGUCAGUCGGUCGGCGAGUCACCACCUUGAGAGCCUGCACUUCUUGCCGACAUCGCAAGAUCAAGUGCGAUGGUGAGAAACCAUGUGAAGCAUGCAGAUGGUACAAGAAGGCAGAACUCUGUCAUUACUCGGACCCUCGUCCUUCUCGCCGACAUGUAGAAAAAUUGUCCACCACGUUGGACGAAUAUCGAGGCGUGCUGGAGAAGCUCUUCCCGAACAUGUCGCCCGAGGCGCUAUUCAACCUACCCCGUGAGAAGUUGCUGGAGAUGACCACCACAGGCGCAACAGCCCAUGGCCAAGUCCAGGGAGCGCAUCCAGCUUCGCCUGCCACCUCCGCCUCGGUAGAGGCUCAUGUCUCGCCCAUGUCCAACGAGGAUACGAAUCUCGAGUCUCUUCAAACCAUGCCGGAUGAGUCCAGUGAGGCCAGGAACUCAGCCAACAGCGAAGCCACCAAUGGCAUCUCCGAUGAUGUCAACGGACUGUCGCUGUCGGCACGGCAGCCCUCCUCCUAUCUCGGAGUGUCCUCCAUCAACGCAGUCCUCAAGGUUAUCGUCUGGCUGGACCCGGGCUCAGUAACCUAUUUCUCCCGCACUCCUGCCAUGGGCGCUCGACGAGGGUCUAUCGUGGACCUUUCAGCCCCGGAAGCACAGAACUGGCCGGUCCAGGCCGGGCAGCAGCAACAGCCGGUUACUCCCCCGCAACAGGUACCAGUCACGGACGUGCAGAUGCUGGAUGCGUACUUUACAUAUAUUCAACCAUUCAUUCCUAUGUUGGACGAACAGUCCUUCCGGGAAACCUACAUGUCUGGCCAGCGGAAAGAUGAUCAAUGGCUUGCCUUGUUGAACGUCGUAUUUGCCAUGGGCAGCAUCGCGGCCUGUCCCUCGGAUGAUACGACCCACCAAACGUACUACCAACGCGCUAAGGGCUAUUUGAAUCUGGAGUGUCUUGGCUCGUCGCAUCUGGAGACGAUUCAGGCGUUGGGUCUCCUGGGCGGAUAUUAUCUGCACUACGUCAGCCAGCCCAAUUUGGCGUAUUCGCUCAUGGGCGCAGCUCUCCGCAUGGCGGCGGCCCUGGGCCUGCACAAGGAGUUCACCGAAGGCCAGGAUGCAAAUAACAAGCAGAAAGUGUCGUCCAUGGACCUCAAACGCCGCAUCUGGUGGUCUUUGUUUUGUCUCGAUACUUGGGGUGGCAUGACGCUGGGCCGACCCAGCAUGGGACGCUUCGGGCCCACCAUCACCGUGAAACUGCCCCAUCAUCGGGAGAAUGGGAAUGUAUUGGACAUCCUUCCCCUCUUGGAGAAUGUCCGGUUCUGCAAGAUUGCGACCCAGAUCCAAGAGGUCCUAGCGGUCACUCCUCUCACCAGAUAUCAGGACAUUACCCACUUCGACAACCAGCUCUUGGACUGGUAUGAAAACCUUCCAUACAUCCUCAAAGACCAUCAACCAUGCUCGGAGUCGAUUACGAUCGCGCGGACGGUAAUGAAGUGGCGAUACGCCAAUCAACGCAUGCUUCUCUACCGCCCAACGCUGCUGAGCUACGCUCUCCGGCGCGUACCAUACAUCGCCCUCCGCUCCGAAGAGCGAACUGCGAUCGAGCGAUGCAGAGAGAUUGCAGAGGAGGCCAUUCAGGACAUCUCGUCCACGGCACAGUCCCACCAGAUGUCAGGCUGGAACGCCGUGUGGCUGAUUUUCCAGGCGGUGAUGGUCCCUCUGCUGGGGCUGUACCUUAACGACAGCACCAACAACGACCCGCGCGCAACCGUCGAGUCGUGUCAGGCGCAGGUCGAAACGGCGAUGCUCGUGCUGGCGCGACUUCAGCCGUGGAGCCCCACGGCGAGACGCACCCUCGACGCCGUUUCCCGCAUCCUCGAGGCCAGUAAACGCGGCCCCGACCCCAUGAUCAACGACGCCGGCAAUAUGCCCAAUGGCAAUCCAUGUCCCACCUCGGUGCCUGGGGCGGCACCCAGCAUCCUCCUCUCCCAGCAUGAGCUUCCUCGCGGAAUGAACCUGGACAGCGGGUUCGCAGAUUCCAUGGCGCCGGCCUUUAUGGACGAUUCUGCUGGCCAGCAUCUGUGGGACUUCCUCAGCUGGAGCGACAACAGCCUGUGGCCUGGAGUGACGGAGCUGGACGGCACCGUGGAGGAUAUUUUGAUGAUGCCCGACGACAAGGGCGCGAAAUUUGGCAACGGGCCCUCGGCGUUCUUCGGCAACCCGAUGGGCGAGCCAACCUACUAUGCCAACACGGCGCUGCCGUUUUAUUAG
Aspergillus terreus NIH2624 is the source of this 2334-nucleotide messenger RNA. RefSeq names its product putative C6 transcription factor. Lineage: Eukaryota; Fungi; Ascomycota; Eurotiomycetes; Eurotiales; Aspergillaceae. Gene Ontology annotation, molecular function: zinc ion binding; RNA polymerase II cis-regulatory region sequence-specific DNA binding; DNA-binding transcription factor activity, RNA polymerase II-specific. Bases 1 to 2334 code for a protein of 777 amino acids. The transcript is spliced from 3 exons. Gene Ontology annotation, biological process: DNA-templated transcription; positive regulation of transcription from RNA polymerase II promoter by galactose. The record is from RefSeq and is a predicted model, not a curated record. Gene Ontology annotation, cellular component: nucleus.